AUGGCCUCGGGCUCGCCGUCUCAGACACCUGCAGUGGACAGCCUCAUCCGGCGCCACCCUCUCCAAAAGCUCCAGUCGCCCUCGCGGGGGGCCUCGGCGUUGCUUCACUCGAUCGGCCUGGCCAGUUUCGCCUACAGCUUCAACUGGCUGAGCACGCACCCCAACCACAUCAACAGCGCGUACGGCUGGCACUUUCAAUACCUCACCAUCAUCGGCCUGACGCUCGCCACGGGGACGUUCAUUCUGGGCCUGCUGGCGGACCUGACCCUGUCCCCGAAAUUGUUCGCCGCGAAGAACGUCUUGAGUAUGUGUUCGGCCCCGAUGGAGGUCCUGGUCAGCACCCUGUACUGGGGGUUGAGGGCGAUUGACCCGACGCUGGUGGUGCCCAAGGAGCUGGAGCUGCCGCUCGCCCCGGACGUCGGCUUCCACCUCACGCCGUCGGCGCUGCUGCUCGUCGACCUCCUGCUCUUCAGCCCGCCCUGGACCAUCACCGCCCUGCCCGCCAUCCUCCUCAGCACCGUCAUCGCCUUUCUGUACUGGUUUUGGAUCGAGCUGUGCUACUCCUACAACGGCUUCUACCCUUACCCGCUCUUCGCCCUUUUGGACCAGACCCAACGCGUCGGCCUCUUUGGCAUGAGUGCCGUCGUCAUGGCCGGCAACACGGUCGUCCUGAAGCGCGUUUAUGGCUUUCUCAACGGGUCUCAGAAGGCGGGCGGCGAGAUACCCGGCAGGGUGAAGAUAUAG
Messenger RNA from Fonsecaea nubica, 744 nucleotides. RefSeq lists its product as hypothetical. The transcript has a single exon. NCBI's taxonomy places the organism in Eukaryota, Fungi, Ascomycota, Eurotiomycetes, Chaetothyriales, Herpotrichiellaceae. The record is from RefSeq and is a predicted model, not a curated record. Gene Ontology annotation, cellular component: endomembrane system; membrane. Bases 1 to 744 code for a protein of 247 amino acids.